AUGUCCCUUUCGUUGCCAGAUUUGCAGCGCUUUCGCAAUGAAUGCGUAGCUGCCCAUAAUUUUUACCGCGCGGCUCACGGAACACCGCCUUUAUGCUGGUCUACAAGACUCGCUGAGAGCGCGCAAGCAUGGGCCGAGCAGCUCGCCAGUACCACCGGAUCGCUGCGAUACAGCUCCGCCAAGGAUGUUGGAGAGAAUCUCACUCUACUAUGGGGCUCGGAGCUUAACGGCCAGAAAAUAACACGGAUUUGGUAUGAAGAAGGAAAGCACUUUGACUAUAAAAAACCGCGCGUGAAUUCACGAACGCGCUCAUUUUGUCAGGUGGUAUGGGAGGGAACACGCGAGUUGGGCGCGGGUGCGGCUAUCACCAAACAUGGAAAACAGAUCGUCGUAGCGCGUUACUUUCCACCAAUGAACAAGAAAAAUGUCGCGAGGAACGUAAAAAAAGCGAAGAGCACACGAGAGAACGAGCAGCCGCUGACGUUUGACACGCGCUGGAGCAGCCUUUAUGUCGGUAAGAACAUUACUAUUCUCUACAAUAUCGACCGCCGCGUUUUCACUUCAUUUGCAUUUUUUGUUCACGGGUUUUUCUGUAUGAAAUAAAUAUAAGUAUUUGAAAGAUACGUUUUUGUUUGCUUAGGAGUUGAAAAAUCAAGAGUACUUCAUCUACAAUUGUCUUUAAAUUCAUUAUUUUUAUUAAGAUCUUUAAGUCCAUUCGAUGUAGAAAUUUGAUGUGUAAUACGUGUGCAUGUUAUGAUAUGCUCGACGGUGAAUUAUUGUCGACAGAAUUCAUAAGAAAUGCAAUUUUUCUCUAUGAACUGAAAGGUCACGCGUAAAUAUUAAAUCGCUUUUCACAUGCAACGUCUAAGCGAAAUUUUAGGCCGUGAACUUAAUCAAAACCGCUAAAUCAAUGGGAGGAUCAUAUUUUUAUUUAAAUCAACGCAAAACUAAUGUAGGCUACCAAACAUUGUGUUAAUUUUGACAGUUAUGGACGCGAUUUGGUCGAUUCCCUUUAAAAUUGGUUUAUUAUGACGAACAAUUUAUCAACUUUCUUGGCCACAGUAUGCAUCAGUGAGUAAAUAUUCCGCAUGCGAUAAAUAGAAGACUAGAAGAAGACCUUUUCAAAAAAGCGGCCUUUCUCGAGCGAAAGACGUUUCAUUUUCAUUACCCCUAUUUUCGGGAGAUGUUCGAUAAUUUACUUGAAUUUUCAAAAUCUGAAUAAAUCCAUUGUAAUAUUUAUGCAAUGUUUGACUCGAAUUUUUUAAAAACAUCUCUUCCGUGUUGGUCCUUCAAGUCGUUCGUUUUUUACAGGUUAAUGGAUACUAGGAAGUCAAGGAAGCUUUCUUUUUUAUUUCCAUUUGUUUUUAAUGUUUGUUGUUUUUAACAGGUUCACGAAAUAGUGGAAUUUACAUUUUUUUUAACUUGUGUUUCAAGAACCCGAAGAAUCAGAUUAGUUCAUUUUUUGUUAUCGACAAAGAAAGACUUGUAGUCAAGUAUUGUGUUCAGCUCGGGUUCUCUAUUAUGGUUCACUGAUUGUGGACCACGGUAAACCUGUUAUCUGGUUUUGGUCAAACACCUGUUGAGCAUUUUGACAAAGAGAGUUUUCUUCUUUGUUUCUUUCUUUUUUCUCUUCUUCUUUUUACUUCCGGUUCGAAUAGAACUAUUAAGUAAAGGUGGAUCGAAAGGAUAAGACACAACAGAAUUGUUGUUCUUUGCGGAUUAUCUUACAAUAAAAUCUGAGAUAAUUGUUAUUUCGGUACAAUUUUACCCAUGUAAAUGAAACCCAAGCCAAGUUAUCUAAUGCAUAUGCAUGCGAAUGCAUAUUAAACGCCGACGCCACUAUUUAUUAACUGAUAUUGUUUUUUGUCGUUGUAGUCGUCGUCGCUUUUUUUUCAUUCAGCAGUAAAACUUUUUUCGCUUGAUUAAAAGAAGUCGCUGUUAACUUAGUGUGUUAACUCAAGUCUGAUUGAUUUCGUGAAAGUAGACCCGGCUUUGUCUAAUUGAAUGCCUGAAUUUAUGAUGCUUUGCCUUUAACUUAAAUCAAGGUCCAGAAUACAAUAUCAGUAAUAUACUAAAUACUAAUAAUCUAGGGUAAGCUUAAAACAGAAUACAAGAUUCUUUAGAAAGUAAGCCACCCGAAGUCUUUUCACAAAAAAACACUCUGAAUUUAAGUUUAAGUUUUUGGUUCCACUAGUUCAAAUCAGAACGUAACGGUUUUCCUCUAAGUUACGAGAAAUUAAGUUGAGUCAAAUCGGAACGCUUCACUUGAGUGUACCCUCCCGGAACGCAACGCCAACAAAGGGUUUAUCCAUUAUUAAUUCAUUAGAUUUUAACAAUUCCUGUUUGUAGUUCAGUCUUAACUUUUAUGCGAGUGUUGCAUUAUAAAUAAGGGUAAGCACAGGUUAAUUUCCGUCUUUUUUGUCGGGUGUAUGGCAUAGUAACAACAUAAGGUGCCUUAAUCAUAAAAAUCAAAGUACCAAGCGAUGCAUGACUUAAUACGUAUUACUGGAAUCUGAGUUAAAAUCAUGCGUAAAUUUCAUCUGAAGUAAUAAAUUAUUAAAUUCCUUGUUCUUUUGUUGUGGACUAUGAAGCAAAGUCUAGUUGUGUUAAGGCUCUUUCUUCCGAAUCGACUUGCCUUUUGCAGAGGCGGAUUCAGAUUUUCAAGUAUGUGAGGGGCCUGCUCAUCCAUUCUUUAAAAUACGAUGGAGGCCCGGCCUCGAAAAUAGUUUUUUCGGCCUUGAGGGGCUCAGUUUAGCCGUGGGGUCUAGGGGCCCCUGCGGGUUUCUCCCCCAGAUCCACUCCGCUUUUGUCAAUCAGUUCUGGAAUUAAUAGAAGGUACGUUGUGGUUAAUUGUUGGUUUGGUUUUAUUUUUUUUUUUCCUUUGUGGGAAUAAAAGGACAAUGAAAACCAUCUCGACAAGCAAACGACAGCAUCAACAUAAACUCUGCGCUAGUAACAUAUUUUUUUCUUUGCCCAGUGUCCGUGUGAAGCAUAUCUCGAUAUUUUUAUUUUGCAGGACUUAAAGAAUUCCAUGAAGAAUGCUUGUCUGCUCACAAUGAGUACAGAAUCCGACAUGGUGCGGCUCCUCUGCACUGGUCAGCGGAGUUGGCCUGGGAAGCGCAGCAAUGGGCUGAAAAUUUGGCGCAAACGGGCGAACUCCGACACAAUGAAGACGACACGGUUGGCGAGAAUUUGGCGGGAAUGGUAGGCGGUGAGUUGUCCGGGCGGGAAGCCGUUGAUAUGUGGUAUGAGGAAAUAGAAAGUUACGACUUUGAGAGUCCUGGAUACAGUGAAGACACUUCAAAUUUCACACAGGUGGGGAUUAUUCAUGACGCAUUCAUGACAUUCAUGAGUUUAAUUUAUCUUCGAUACCCAAUAUUCAGCAACACUCACAUGUGAGGGGUAGCGUAGGAGCUGCUCGUAAGGUCUCUCCUAAUUGGUCGCAUGAAACAAUGAAAUGUCAUUCUUCCAAUUGUUUUAGUAUUGUUUGGGGUCAGGGAAACGCACCAUUGAUGCCCCAUGUCAGACCUGAUCGACCGUCUGCGAAUGAACUACGCAAUGUCGCCAGUGCCUUGCGCAUGCGAACAGUUAUGCAGUCGCAGCCAUGACUAUAUGCAGUUUGGCACACCCCUGGGUAGGCUUUUGUACAUUAUGCCAGCAUUUUUUCGAGCAUUUUAGUGAGGCAAAAGCAUUGAGCAUUAUUCGAGCAUUUUAGUGGCAUUUUCCCUGGAAAAUUAUUUUUUCCGAGAAAAUAAAAUAGAAAUUAACUUUUUUCAGGAGCCCAUGCCCCACGAGCUCCUGCGUUUUUAAAGAAAAUGAAGACUAAAACUCAAAAUUCACAAAAAACCUAAUACAGCUGUUUUUUUGGCUGUAUUUAUGAACUUGUACACGUUGAGUGUAAACUUUGAAAUUAAUUUUUAAAAAAACCGUUUGUAUAGUGAGCAUUAUCCGAGCAUUUUAGUGACGUUUUAGGGGAGACCGAGCAUUUUAGUGGGAAAAAUGGAGCAUUAAGGUGGAGCAUUUUAGUGGGGAAGCAAAAGCAUAAUGUACAAAAGCCUACCCCUGGGGAAAUUGAAUGCACUUUUUACGAAUUCAGUGGGCUAUUGAAAGAAAACCAGUACUCAAUGCUAGCUUUACCAAAAGUUGUGUAGUUUGUUCUUAUAACCCAAGAACGCAUCACCUCAAUCCAACUCGAACUUUAAAGCGAAAUUGACUGGAAAUUUUAAGUCAUUUUCUUUUUGCUAGGUUGUUUGGGUCGCUUCCGAGAACCUCGGAGUUGGAAGGGCCAUUGAUGGAGAGCUCUGUGUUGUGGUAGCGUUUUAUGAACCUCCAGGAAACAUGGAAAGAUAUUUCGGUGAUAAUGUCCUUCGUUUGGGAUCAAACGUGAGAGAGAGAAAGAGUAAAGAACCAAAAGGCUUUAUACCACCUCCCCCUGGUAAGUAAAGCCGGAAUCAGUUUAAAUCAAGAGAGAAUGCGCAGCGUGUUUCUAAAUGGCGCUUAAUUACUGUUGUAAAAGUUAAUGACUUGUUCAGUCCGCUUAACAGUAGACAACAAAAGGUAGAAAGAGUUCUUCCCUGUUUCUGUUGAGGUUUUUUGUAAGGAAACAAGGUUGAAAUAAAGUAAGUCGCGCCGUGGAGUUACUUGUUUUUCUCUCUUGGUUGUUCGUCUUCCGUUUUCGUCGAUGCCACGCCUAAAAAUAUAACUAACUUGUUUCCUCCUUUUUUGCUAAAUAGAUCUAGAAGGGUUCCGUUUAGAAUGCCUUGUGACACACAACUAUUUCAGGGCUCGUCACGGCUCUCCGCCGCUUGUCCUCAACAGUACCCUAACGGAUGAGGCCCAAUACUGGGCCGAGCGCCUCCUCGUGACGGGUGCCUCGGAGGGCUUGGAUAACUCUCGGAUUGGCAUAAGUGUGGCAGUCCUCGAAAAUAAGCAUAUUAGUGGAAUUAAGGUAAAACUGAAGUCUUAUAUGUGAGUAGCGUAUCUCACGUUCUUUAUGAUAAUUUGCAAUUGUACGCCUAGUCAUAAUCCUGAAAUAAGAACAUCUGAUACUAACAUCUUUUUUAUUCCUGGCCCUUCUCAGCCAUUCUUAGCUUCAGUACAAAAUGAUGGAAACAAUUUGUUGCUGAUGCGUUUAUGUAAAAUUUAAAAAUAAAAAGGACUUAUUGAAAGUGAUAUUUCUUAAAUUCAAUCCACAAUUUUAAGCAUUUAGUUUGAUAGUAUCAAAACAAGUUCUUUUCAUUCAUCACUAGGUGUCCGAGCUGUGGUACAAGCAAAUCUUAAGUUACGACUUCAACAGCCCAGGCUUCAGUACAGAAACUCUUGACUUCAGCCAGCUGGUCUGGCUUAGCACUCGCAAGCUGGGUGUGGGUAAAGCUACUGGAGCAGAGGGCGUGACUGUAGUGGUAGCGAGGUAUGAACCCGUUGGCAACAUAGAUGGUCUGUUCGUGCAGAAUGUCAAACGAAGAGGGCACGAGAGAGGCAGCAGUGAGCCUAUGAUAUUCCAUGUAGAUUACAAAUAUCGCAUACGAACUGACAGCAAGUCUUCCAACAGCUUUUUGAGCUGGGAACAUGAAGGUAAGUUAUCUUUUUUGCCUGCUGUUUGUUUUCUCUAGUACUUGGAGAGGAUGAAAUGCAGAAGGACCAAGUUCUCCAAGUACUAGUCCCAAAUGCAUAUUCUCUUAGAAAAGAGGUGUAUCGCGAUCAGCGAGCUAAGACGGCCUUGUCCAGUGGGUGUUGUUUGAUAUUGUUUUGCAACUACAAUCAUGGACAAAAGUCUUGGGACACUUUUGGGUUUCUGGGGCGUUUUCCAAUUCACACAGGACCAACCCCUCCCCUCACCCCACAAACAAUGUUGGACGCGUGUAUCCAGAAUUUUUUCCGAGUUUCAACUUUGUAUAGGGUGCGGGGAGGGAGAACUGCAAGAAAAUUUCGAAAAGGAUGCACUGCUUUAAGAGGGAAGCUAGAAAUGACAGAAAAAAAUGAAUAUUGCAGUACUGUCCCAAGGACUUUUGUCCAGGAUUGUAGCAAGAACUCAUCAGAAAAACUCUUUGGGUUUCUAGUCCUUUCAUAUUUAGUCUAUAGAAUCCAGUUCCAUUAGUUUACUUGUAUUCUGCUCUUGUUCAACUAUUGAGCCCCUUUAUAGUCGAUGAGGACAUCACUCUGGUACUUCGUUAUAUUUUGCUCCUAUUGGUAGAGCACUCGGGCUGGCCCAUCAACUAUCACAAUCCACACAAUAGACAAACGGCUCCAAGAGAUCUUACCAGUGGUCAAUUCAAUGAAACCUUUACAAGCGUAAUUUACAAGUGUGGCUAUUGGAUUUGGACCCCAAAACAAUUGCUACACUUGUAAUUUACAAUUUUGAAAGUUUUACCUGAACUGGCCCCGAGCAUAUACCUUUGUGUGACAUACAACAAACAACCUACGAGUCUCUGCCUCCCUUAUUUUCCUCAGACGCACCGACGUGGGAAAGAGGCAGUGACUUCACAAAGUCCAGGUAAGAAACACGUGGCGUGAGUAAUUAACACAUCACUCAGAGUACUUACUUAGAGGCAUUACGCAAUUCCCCUAGUUUAUAUCACAUUUACGAUUGAUUUCAGUUUUUAUGAAUACUAUCACCAGAAAAUGUCAGUUCUUUAUUUAGGGUGUAUACAACUGCUGUGAAACAUUCACUGUUUAGAGACGUAGUAAAUAUGUGCUGGUAUCUAGAAUACUGUUUAAAGCUAGUGUUUUGUUUCUUUUGUAUGACUUCUCUUGUUUGUCAUUUUGCAGUCCAGCAAUCUCUCCGUAAACCUUAUUUCGAAGUGUAUCUUUAUUCCGGCACCAAAAAUCCCAUGACUUUUUAAACUGAUAAAAGAAUUGUUCUGAUGAUUUUUUGUGAAUCUCUGGACCUUUCCAGCGUUCCCUUAUAGCCUGAACCAUUAAGUCUCUUUGAACAUAUGCUGGGCAAGACAAUGAAUUGUUGUGUAUAUAUGUUCCCCUUUACAAUUUGCGUACCGCAAAAAAAAUUUAGAGAAUCAUAAACUACAAAAAAUUGCUGCCAAAUUCCCAGCACCGAUUUGAUAAGCAGCUGUAAUCCUUCAGAAAUUAAACAAAAAGUAGCAUUUCAAUCUUAAGAGCACCAAAAUGGUUAACAUAUUGAUUUGUAUCGCCACUUUAGUUGCCAAGUACCUCACAGGAAUGGACUUAGCCGGGCAAAGUUUCUGUUAAACCGUUUAUUAGAAGACUUGGACCGGUGUCGUAACAGCUGUUCCCUUUCCCCUCCCCUCAGUACGGCCGCCAGUUUAAGUUGGAGGUAUGAUCGACUCGCUAUCAAAUUUUCGGCGCUUCUGAGUUCGUUGACUUGAGAGCAAAAGUAGAUGCAGAAUUCGGUUGUCCUCCCACCCCUCCCUUAACCCAACUUUAACAUCAACUUCUCACUUAGGGCAAAAUGAUGGGUUAGGGGAGGCGUAGGCAGACACCCCCUUAGAAUCGUCACCGACGACUGAUUCGUGUACACUGGUUGUUAUCUUUAAUCUGGGAUCACUCUUAAAAAGAGUGAAGUUUUGAGUCAGGGAGCGGGGCAUGUUGGGAGGUGUUGAAGAGUCUAAUCUUUUUCGUACUCAAACAGGCAGCGCGCAAAGCCUGCGUAUAGCCUUCCCAUACUCCGUUAGGCGCCCGGGUUCAAGGCGGGAGAGGAGGAGUAAGACUGUUUUGAUUAACAUAACUAUGCGUAAAACAUUCGACUUGAUUUUUUCUACUUUUUUUCAUUUCUUUUAUGUUCAAAAAUGGUGCCGACUGUUUCUCGAGGGCAGGUGGUAUCAUGAUCAGUGUCCAGGGCUUUCUAACUUUAUUCUUUCAUAGACUAUGAAGAUUAGUACUACCUAUCUUUAUCAUUCCAUUCUCUGAUAAAAUUAUCAAUUUCCUUCCCGAGAAUUGUUCUAACUUUGACUUUGCAGGAAACGCAAUAAUAAUUUCAAGAUGAAAAAUGGGGACCCCGAGCUCCUUUUUAAGCUGUUGAAAGGAAAUGAAAUUAAGAGUCGUUGUUUCUUUGGGAAUUGUCCUUAAAAUGUUGGGGCAUAUAGGUAUCUAAUUGAAUUGCUAGUUUUGCUGUUAAAAGUUCUUAUAUAUGAUAGUAACCUAUCAAAGUGUAAAAGUUUAACCAUCAACUUGUAUCGGUAGUUCUGACUGCUAUGUGAAGAACAUUCGUCUUUCGGACUGUACUCAAAAUUAGUAACUGCCAAAUUUAGGGGACCACUUAUUCGCAAGAAUAAAAAUGUGGUAACAAAUUGAAGUUACGGUUUGGGAAAAUAUAUAUAUAUACAGCUAUUUCGAGAAAGGUUGUCGGGAAAAGUGCACGCGACAAUCCUGAAAGGCAUUGUGGGUGGUUUUGAGUUCUCUUUUUUUUUUUUCAAAGAAAUUUGAAAGUAUUGGUACGAAAGGCCGCAUGCAAAUGUGUUUGCAAGUGUUAAAGGAAAGCAACAAAAGUAGGUUCGACAGCUACAGUCGUCAGGAACCUUGUACUGAUCAUAUCCCAUAUUACCUUUCGGGAUUGUCGCGUGCACAUUUUUUUUCCGACAACCUUUCUCGAAAUAGCUGUAUAUCGUGAGCAGAAAUGAAUUUCUUAAAUACAACCAAACUAAUUUUUUCAUGUUGAACCAUUCUAUCACCGAUAUUUUCCUUAUGGGUUUUAGUCUAUUUUAGACAAACACUCUUGCUCUCUUGUAAACGUACUCUGACAAAGCGUACUUUAAAUUUUAUGAAUUUUUAUAAAACAGCUACGCCGCAUUUGGAAUUCUAACUCUUUUCCAUUCUUUCCUUUCUGAAAAUCACUGAAUUAACUUCUUAAAUCACUCUAAUCCUCUUUUCAAAAACCUCGAUGUAAUCUUGGGAAACUGCCCACCUAUCCCUCCCCUAAGCCAACAUUUUGCCCUAAGUGAGAAGUAAGUGUUAAUGUUGGCUUAGGGGAGAGGUAGGUGGGUAGUUUCCCAGAAACGUUUUGGCAAAUUGGUGGCGAAUGAGGCGAUGGGAAGGGAUCGGUUUGGUUCAGAUUGUAACACUCACUGAAGAAAACUCACGUUUCUUAACUUUUUCAAGCUUUUCACAUGAGAUACCGUCUCUUUGCUUUUUUUGGGAACUCAAAUAACAGCUGACAUUUUUCGUUUUGAUUUUGACUUAGAUCGAAAGGGUAUGUUACUGAUGGUUCAUAACCAGUUUACCUGACGUUUUCUGUCAUUGAUAAUAAUUCAAUGUUUUUCACCACAGGACAGCUUUCGUUACGUUUUCAGACGGCCGUUUGGUCACUGGUUCUGUAACGGCUUUGUCAUGACUGUCUAACAUUAGCGCUAAAUUCCACGUCAUGUGACGUAGGAGUGUAAAUACUUUUGGCACUUACGUUUUUCCUCAGUCACUGUGAACUUACUCUCGUUCAAGUAGAUCCAUUCGUUUCCCAACUCAUCGCCCAUAAAAAAAAUUAACUUCUAACGAUAAAUAUUGUUCAUAUUGCCCAGAAUUAAAUACUUUUGAACCACUGUUUGACAAACUUGCAUGAUUUAACUUUUGUACGUUACUCAUCAUUUCCUAAACGUAAUUUAUGCUGCUGCACGUUGUAGGACCACCUACCUGUUGACUUUUUAAACGUUAAUAACAUUUCUUGACAAUACAUUUAGCUAACAACCGGCUUUAAACUUAAAACCUUAAAGAAAAAUUUUCAAUCAUAUUCUGGUACGUACAUAUUGAUAAAUGUACCAGUUUUUUGCUUCUUAGUUAUUAGCAGGUCAACGAGUCACUUUUCAUAGUUUUAAAGAUUUAUGAGUUUCGAGAAAGCUCUCCUGGCAUGGGGAUGUCCUUUUUUCUAAAAGAUCUUCCUCGCCGCGGAUUCGUAUUUCCAAAUUAUUAAAUAGAUGAACGCCCAUUUUGGUUUUUCACUGCUUUAUCAUCCAUUUUACUUUCCCUCAAAAACACGUCUCUACAUUUAAUCCGUUUUGGGAAAUAAUUUCUCUUCUUCUUCGUUGAUAAGGCCGUAGCAGUCGUCUCGGAAAGAGAUAUAUUUCUUCCAUUAAGUUAAAUUUAAAAAAGUGCUUCGUAGGCUGUGGUCGAGUCUUUUGCAUAAAUCUGAUCGAGCUGCACGGAUUGAUGGCGAGUGUUUUUCCUGACUCUGAAACGUUUUAAAUGGACUAAAAAGCGUCAAACAACCAGUAACUUAUUUUCACUUUCUUACGCAGUGACUUCGACCACUUAGAUGUAAACAAGAAUAUGGUACAAACGGCCGACAAACGGGAGCCUACCAAUACCCUGACUGUAACAGACACCUUCACUCGGUUGGUCUGGAUAGACCCCAACAGUCCUACUCUUCAAAGGAAAGGAGUUGCAGAUGGAGCGAUUCGUGGUGUUAAUGAGGAGGAGGAGGAGGAGGAGGAGGAGGAGGAGGGGGAGGAAGAAGAAGAAGAUAAGGACAAAAUAAAAGCGGAUGAAGACGUCGAAGAUGAAAAUGAAAUGGUAGAGGAACAGGAUGAUGAGCACGAAAUGGAGGACGAACAAGACCAGGAAGACGCGAGGACAGCGUUUGAAGAAGAAAAUAGAGUUCAAACUGAAGGUUGGUGUUAUUGGAUGAAUUAUUCAGGUUGCAAUAAAAAGACCAUUGUGGGGGUAAACGUGGAAGGUAAACUUCACUCCCUAAAAGUAGGUUUGUCUUUGUGACUUACUUUGUUGCAAAUUUUGACGGGUUUGUGGCUUAGGUUGUUUCCGCAUGACGCCGAUUAAUUCAACUGGGGAUGAUAUAUAAUUUUCCCCAAGUGAUUCUGCACUAAGUAAACGGCACCAAACCACAAACUCGUUGAAAAAGUCCUCUUUCUUAUUUGUUGGUUUGCACCUGUAUAAUUAGCCAUUUAGAAUUCAAUUUAUUAUCGUAUAUGCCAAAGUUAGUAAACAAUAAAAUAAUCUCGAGGAAUUUAUUUUUUCUUUCACAUAUUAAUCUUCCUGCUUGGUGAUAUGCGAAUUUUUUUAUAUGAAAAAAACCCUUCUUGCAGUUUCUGUUGCUUUAUGUGGCCCUUGAUAUUUCAUUGCACUCUUUGUGAACUCUUCGACAUGUUAAGGUGUCCUUCGUUUAACUGCGGCAGGAUUAGCUCAGUCACUAGAGCGCUUGACUGCAGAGCGAGAGAUCUCAGGUUCGAUUGCCGGAGCCGGACCAAUACACAGGGUCUUCAAAUAACAAAGAAAUGAAGGUACUCCCUUUGCACGGCAUGUGCUCGACCUUCGCGUGGCUCGGAUGACCACGUAAAAUGGCAAUCCCGUCUCCUUUUGGAAAAGUAAAAAUAGUGUCCCCAGUUAGUACUUUCGUGCUAAAUACAUUGACACACAAGUAAAGUCCAUUUUUUCGUGUAAUUGAUGUCAUUGUUUCAAUAACCUGAUAUUAUAAUUCCUGCAUUCUUUUCAGAGGAACCGUCAGUGUAUCAGGAAGAAGCUGAAUUGGAGGAGGCUGAUCUAUUUUCUGAUCCAGAAGAUGAUCUCUUCCAACAUGUUUGCGAAAUACGACGCUCUCUCUCUCUAGACUCAGAGGGAACAGAGCCAGAAGCGCAGAAAGGAAACGUGCUGUCCAAGGUAGCUUUCUUUGAAACUUUCCAGCGAAGUUUUGAAACGCAGUCGCUAUCAACUUCAGAGUCGUCAUUUAGAAGAAGCCUCAUUCAAGACGAGCUGGAGGAGUUGACAUCUCGUCCGAGAUUGCAGGCAUCUCACGAAGAACAAGAACAAGCACAGAUGGAGCACGAGGAGGAGCCAGAAUGCCAGUUAGAAUUUGAUGACAUCUUUCCCGCUCACCGCGAAGAAGACGAGAUUGAAGUACAUGUGGACGAGCAUAAGCACGAGGAGGUUGGCGAAGGAGAUGAUGAAAGUCUAGUUAGUGUAUCGGAUACAGAAGACGUGUUAGAUUCUACUGAUUAUGGCAUUAGAAACGUAGGCGCACAGGAUUAUGAACUUGAAAACAAGCUUUACUUGACUCAUGAAUUUAUAGAGGAAGAACCAUCGACUUUAGAAAUUUUCGACUUUUCCGAUGAGGAAGCCUCACAUCAGUAUGCUGAUCUGACAGAACAACCACUUUCAUCAACAAAAUCUGUUGUGGCAACAACGAAAACCGGUACUGAAUUUCAAAAACAAGAAUCUUGGAAAUUAAGAAAAGAAGAAACACCACAUUCGUUGGAAGACACUCCAGAGAACUACAGUAGAGAAUCGUUUCAGACUAGCGAAGCGUCAGUUCAAGCUCCUGAAACCUUUUGUACAAAACCGUUAGAUCCCGACCUUUUCCUUCAGGUAACAAAACAAGAUGAUGCCGGCGAUCGAAUGGAAGAAGUCAUUUCGAGAAUAGGGCUCUUAUCAGUCGAGGAAAACAUAGAGGACAGUAACAACUUACUCGACUUUAAGGACACAAUAGAAGGAAAACUUUUAACAGGUAUUGUAAGCCGUAGAAACGAGUAUGAGGUUCCCGAUAAACAAACACUAAUUGACGAGACUUGCGAAGCUCUCGUCAAAGACAGCGUAGAAUCGGAAAUAGAUUUUGAUGAAUUGUUUGCAAGGCUGGAAAGAGAUGAGACAGAGAACGGGAGAGAUCGUGCAGCACCCCAAACGGUUAUGGAAAUAGAAACAAGCCAGUCACCUGAUAAUUUUUGUGAAGUGAUAACACGAGACCAUGUUGGAGAGCGUUCCAUGGCUAUGGAACGAAUUAGCGGUGAUUUGGAAGUUCAGACUUCGGACCAGUCUUCAGUCAGCGAAGAGGAAAAAGAAAAAGAGUUAGAACCAGGCAUAACCCUUCACUAUGAGUAUCCAACAUUACUGGCUCAAGGUGACAUAGAACUUGUUGCUGAAAAUAUUGAAGCAGUCGAAAAGAACCAUAAACCUGAAAGGACAGUGGGCGUGGAGGAGCUCCAAGCUAACAUUGAUAGUCUAUUAAGAAAAGACACGAGUGAAAGCGCAAUGGAGGAAGAAUCUUGUGAAGGUGUUGUUCGUGAUCAUAAUGCGGAACGGGCUCGAGGUUUUGAGGAAAUUGGGCUGAUUUCUGUCUUACCUGAUGAUACUUAUUCUGUUGAUGAACCAGCAGAGCCUCUUCGUUACCACCCGCCACCUAAAUCAACCGUCAGGAAGCUACAUGAGGUCACAGAGAUCAUUGAUGCUGAAGUUCGACAAGAUGCUCGAAGUGAAAUAAACUUUGAAGAAAUUUUUCUUUCUAUUGAUGAGAAUAAAGACGAUCGGUUCUAUGAAGAAAUGGAAGAUCAAUGUUUUGUCUCAGUGCAGGACAAUAGUGAUACGGCACUACAAGAGGAGUUGUGUGAGGCUGUGUUCCGUGAUUAUGAUCAGGAACAUGCAAAAGAUUUACAUGAACAAGGGUCAGAAAUUCAAAUGAUUCCUGUUCCUCCUGAGGACAAUGAAACGUUUCAUAAACCUGUAGAGCCUUUACCUUAUGAUCAAGAACCCGUAACAUCAACAGACGAUCAGUCGUCUGAGGUGACUGAGGUUUUAACUGCCGAGGUUCGAAGACAUCUACGAAGUGAGAUAAACGUUGAGGAGACAUUUUCUCACCUUAAAGAGCAAACCGCUGAAUACGAUGACGAAAUUGCGGAAAAAACCGUACCAACUGUGGCAGAGAGUCCAUCGCGUGCCUCCUUAUACGUCGUGGAGGACACAGUAGUCGAUGAUGUGGAGCAUUGUUCCCCAUCAACGUCGGCGCAUAUUUCUCACGAAACCGAAAGCGAUGUACCUACUAAAGAAAUCUUUGAGGUAAAUCAAUUAGCUGAGCCUGAACGGCAAGCUUCGCUAUACAAGGAAGAAGAGUCAUUCGUAAUAGAUGUAACGGCUGAAGUUCCUUCCUCCCCAAAGCAUAUUGCUGAAGAGGGUGUUAAUCUUGAAAGGAUGGAGUCGGUUGGCGAAGUAAAAGAAAGAAAAGAAGAAGAAAGAGCUUCCUUGAUCGUAGAUGAUCGUGAACUCGUGAUUAAGGUACCCUCUGAAUCCCUCUCCUUGCAGAGUGUUACUGGGGAAGUGGAAAACGUCGCGCCUUUUGAGCAAGCCCCCAAUGAAACGGAGAUGGGUCAUUUUAACAAGGCUUCCUUGUUCAGGGAAGAAGUCCCGGAUGUUCAACAGUUGGCAGCUGACGUGUUCUCAUCCCCAAGGCAUAUUUCUAGUGAAUGCGAAAACGUCAUGUUUGCCGAAACUGAGGUGCUGGAACAAAGAGACGAAGAGACAGAAUCCCUUUAUAUUGCAGAGAACACAACUGCGGAUUCAAUGGUAAUUAAAGAAGCGUCUUUGUAUCCUCUGUUUAUCGCUUGCGAAAGUCAAAACUUUGAUCCUAAGACACAAAUAGAAGAACGAGAACAACCCAAAGAUGAGACGUCUCCACUGAUGUACUCCGAGGAAGUGAUGUCUUUUGCUGAGAUCAAAUAUGAUACUCCACUUUCCCCCAAGCACAUUGCCUGCGAAUGUACACACGCCGAUUUCGUUGAAAAUGUGGAAAGCAAAGAACCGAUAGCUCAAGAAAACAGGGCGUCGCUAUACUGGGAAGAUGAAGUGCCAGCAGAGAAAAUAGGAUAUGACAUCCCUGCAUCUCCAAAGCAUGUUGCUGGCGAAAGUUUAAACACAAAAUUCAUCGAGGAAGUUAGAGAACUGGCCGAAGAUGGAAAGCGGGCUUGUUUGUUUAUGGAAGAGGAAACGACCGUCAGUCGGGUAACGACAGGAGCUGCUGCAGCUAUGCAUGUAGCUCAUGAAAGCGUUAUUAAAGAGAGUAGGGAAGAAAUCAUCGAAGGAGAGCCUUACGAGUUGGAGAAAAAGUCCUCAAGGUUAAUGGAGGAAGAUUCAGUUAUCAACGAAGUAAUACAAGACACACCCUCCUCUCCAAAGCAUAUCUUACGGGGAAUUCAAACGGUCGAUUCCUUCGAAGACGUUUACGAAGGAAGCAUUGAGGAAAGACAACGCGCAUCACUGGUUGUGGAGGAAACUGUCGCCUUCGACGAUCUGGCAGCCGGCACACCAUCUUCCCCAAAGCACAUCGCAGGGGAAAUCACCAACAGGGAAACCUUUGAAGAAACCGAAGAAGCACAAGAGUAUGAAAACAAAGGAGCUUCUAUAUUUGUUGAGGAAAAUAUCAGUCACGGUUAUGUUUCCCUUAAGGACACAAGUAGAAAGCACGUUGCAGCAGAAAUUUUAAACUCUGAACUCCUGGAGGUAGGAGCUGACGAGGACUUACCGGGGUCUGACUAUGGCGAACAUUUUGAGGAGUUUGAGAGAACUUGCGGUACUGGAACAUAUGUGGAGACCCCGAAAGCUAUAUACGUCGCUGGAGCGGUACAAAACAGAUACACCCAUGGUGAGGAUGCUGAAGAUAUUCUACAACUUGACGAAAGUGUGAAAUAUGAAGAUUUCCAACACACACUGACCACGUCCAUCCUCGCACAAAAGCCACAGCCACCGGUUCACAUAGCUGAAGAGCUUACAAAUAUAAUGCCACAAGAGGAGUUAUUGGAAGAAGGGAAAACGGAGGAAGAAGUGUCUGCGGAAGAGAUUGAGGAGACGCAGUUUCAAACCACAACUGUACUUUUAAAGUCACCGCAAUCGUUAUUAAGCAUUGCCGCUGCAGUAUUAGAGCAAAAUAUUGAGGCAUCUCAUCAGGAGGCACCAGAAGAAUUCACAACGAAAACAGAGGUAACGCAACAGUACAGCGAAGAGGAACUUAAUGAAAUUAAAAUUGUGGCGUCGGAAGACGUUUCUUCAAAUGCUUCUGUGGCGCAUGAAAUAAAAAGUUCACUGCAGCGAGAGAAAACGGUUAUAACGACGGUGACUUCAGAGCACUCGCCAGUUCUUUACGUAGAGAAUGAAGCUACGGAUGAUAUGGUCAGUGACAACACUAAAGUGCCCGUAAUUCUCAUAGAUCUUGCUGGCAAAAUUUCUGACGAGGAGGACGAUGAUGUUUAUCUCGUCGAAGAGCGUCAAGAAACGGAUGCAAAAAACACGAAGGGAUACGAAACGGAAACAAGCACUGCACAUCCUACGGAGGAGCAGUGCGUUGAGUCACAUGCGGCUGCUGAGUUUUGCGUAUCUGAGGUUGUUUUGGAGGAUAGCGUAAUAAUAAAGAAAGAAGAAUUUGUGGAGCCCUUUGAAGAAAGCGAGGAAGGCUCUGUUUCAGAACUGUUGUCAGAGAGUUCGUCUUCGCCACUUCAUGUAUCCAGUGAACUAAAGGAUUUUCAAGAUUUUGAAACAAUCAACGAAGAAUAUGGCAGCGAAAGAUACCACGCUAUAAGUUAUGAGGAAGGUGAUUAUGUUUCGGAGAUCACAAUAACUAAAGGUUUACCGCCACUUUUCAUAACCGAAGAACUUUCACAAGAUGCGUAUAAGGAAAAUAUUUUAAAGGAAGAAUCAACAGUCAUAGAAACAGCUCGAGAGUACGCAGAGUACGGUGAAGUCGAGGACGCUUUACCGACACAAACCAGCGUUGGCACCUCUCAGUCGCCGCUGCAAACAACUACAGACGUAUUAGACUCAAAAUGUACCGAAGGUGUCAAGAAAGAAGAAGACGAACCUGACGGAAGAGAGUUUGCCGACAAAUUUAUAGACACAGGAGGAAUUAAUGAGAAAAUGACAAACAGUCAAUCUGAUUUAAGUACUCUACGUGAACGUGUUGAUGCGACUGGUACAGAAACUGCAGAGGAUGAAACUGAUAAUGCUCAGAAACUCGGUGGACAAGAAGUCGUCUCACUACCUGCCGAACAGGAACAAGUUGUUCAUAGAGAGGAAAUACGACAAGAGGUCUGGGAGGUAGAGGUUACGAAAGGUAGCCAACAUGUCGAAACAUUUCGGGAGAAACACAAGAAGGGGCAAAUGCAAAGGUCAGUAGACAAAUCUAGUUACUUGGAGUUAGAAAGUAAAGAGAGCCACAGUGUCAGCCAAACUCAACGAGGUGAAAUUGUGCUCGUCGGUGAAAAAGGAGAGCAAAUGGAAGUUUCGCAUAAGAUGGAAACGAAAGUCGAAGUUAUGUCAACAAGAACUGUACAGUAUUCGUCCUCGACCACUUUAGCCUCUGGGGGAGAAGUCACGACGAAAGAAACUAAACAUCACUUAACGACCAACGGAGCGUGUAUCUCCCGUGAAGAAGUUAAGAAUAUCGAGGAAGUAUCUUUUACAGAGAUACAAGGAACAAGACAGCAAAGACUGUGGAUAAAGGAAGAGAUGGAAAAUCCCUUGGAAACCAACGAUGAACUAAGCGAAAGUAUUUUAGAAAGGGAGACAAAAGAUCAGGAAUCAGAAAGAUUUGAACGAGAGCUCUCGCAGGAGGAGACAGAAGUCCGCCUUAUGAAAAGUGAGGUCUUGGAAUACAAGGCAGUAGAACUUAAAGCUCAGUUAGAUAAUCCCCGAAUAACUGUGGAACGAGAGACUACUUUAGUAAGGGCCUUUGUCGUUCCGACACCUGCUAGUGAAGGACAUGAGCAGACGUUAAUGCGAGAGGAUAGCAUAACAGCAAUCUUAAAAGAUGACGAAGUCUCCCUUGAAAAGGAGUCAGAAGGUGAAAAGUUUGAGGAGGAAAUUGAUAUAAUGCGAGUGGAUGAAGCAUUAUCAGAACAAGAAUUUCGAGGAGAGGGAGCAGAUAAAGGAGAUCGUCUCAAAUCACGAUCCUCAAAGGGGGUCUCAGUGGAUGCAACGGGAAAAUGGGAAGAACGCGAGAGUCUAAUCCACAGAAGUGAUCAAAAAAAUGUUCCUUACGAAGGGGAAACUGGGAUUUGGGACGAAGAUCCUUUAUACGAAGAAGAAUGUGAAGUAAGAAGAGUAGACGAAGCGUUGGGUAAAUCUGACGAUGGAGUGGUAGGAAUUCACGCUUGUGAAGAAGUUGAAGUUACAGCCUUAAGGAAAGAAAAGGCUCUGACUACAGAAGCUUCGGAGUCACCUGGGGAGAUGAAACUCAGAGUACAGUCACCUGUGUUCGAGGAGGAGUUGGAAAUAUCGACGCUUCCUGCGGAGGAUAGGUCAUUUCAAGAAGAUCAACAAGAGAGAGAUAAAGAUGUCGAGCAGAGAGAAUUGCUUGAAGAAGAGGUAGAAGUAUCGGCGAUCACAAGUCAGGAAGAGUCACCCGUCUUAGAAGUAGAACUUGAGGUAGAACAUGUCGAAAAACAGAAAACUGAGGAAGACGUACGAAGCAAGGAAGUUGCAUUAUUUGAAGAAGAAUUAGAGAUAUCUACUGUUCCAAAUGAGGAAGAACAAAUUAAAACACAGGACAGUGAUGAAGAUAAAACAAUAGAACGCACAGUGAUACUAGAAGGAGAUCACCCCAUAGGUAUAGAAGAACGCGAUGGAGAGAUAGUUGAAAAUGCAGAACAUGUGGGUGCCGGCAGCAUGAGAACAGAAGAUCAAACGGACAAGAAAAGUGAUAACCACUCAGAAAUAUCUGAUCCGUCUACACAAAGGAAACCGUUAGACUUGAGCCAAGUGGAUUUGUACGAAGAAGACGAGAGUGGCCUUGAAACACGCUACUACGUAGAACUGUCAUCAAGUGAAAGCUUGGAACCACAUUAUGAAGAGAUGGAAGACCAAACAUGUUACACUGAAAAGUACGUGCGUCAGGGAGAUCCCUUGGAAGAAAAUCUGGAAGAGUUUAUACUAGUGAAGUACGGUGACGAAUUUGAAUCUUCUGGCGAAGAAGACAUCUCUGACCAUCGAGAGAUUUACGUAAUUCCCGAAGAAGAAAACGACGUUGAAAAUCGUGAUGUAGAAUCUGCUAGAGAUGACAAGGUGGACAUCGAAGAUCCCAAGCCAGAGAGUUUUUUCCAGGAAGGGUCUGAGAACACUGGCUUGGAGGAAAUUCGGGAAUCCCCAGAAUUUGAGAUGGACGAUUCAGAUGAGUUGGACGAAGAAGAACAGCGACAGUUGGAAGAGUACGAGAGGCUGGAGUCAUUUGUCAUUUUAGAAGAGAAGUUGAGCCAGGUAGAAUCUGAUGAUGACGAAAUUGCUGAUUUGGAAGAAGAAGUAGGAGACGAAAAUGUGUUUCAUUCAGAUGUGCAUUCUAGCAGCGAAGAAACGUUACAUGAAGACGAACUAGCUCAGACAAUGAUAGCUUCUUCAAUUCAACAGGCAUCUGCUUUCACCGAACCUGAGUAUCAUGAUAAACAACAAGAAACAUCACAUGAUGACGGCUUUACGGAAACGCAAAAACAGAUUAGUACAGAAAAGGAAGAGCAAUCCGUAGAACGUUCUCCUUCAAGACAAGAAGAUCCUAGGACAGGUGAACAAUUUAAAGCUGCGGAUGACUCAUCGGUCGAGGUUGCCCACAGUAAAUCUCGCACAAACGAGGAAGCAAGGGGCGAAAGUUUAUCUGAAGACCAACAAGACCAAAAAGGACAUUCCGAAUUGAGUAGGGCAAAAGAGGAGAAAACGGAACAACAACUAAGUAGUGACUCGUCUGGUGAGCAAAGUGUGUCGAGUGAGGGAUCCUUAUCCGCUACAACUUCAGUUGACCUGGAAGGUGAGCUUGCUUAAAUAAGUUUCUUGUGAACCUACGACAGUCGUGUUGUCUAAAUGUUUUGCCCCCCAUUCUCUAUUUCUUCAGGUUUAGACAACUUCGAACAAGACUGCCUCUUACAACACAACCUGUACCGUCGACAACACCGAGUGAAACCGUUCAAGUGGUCAGAAGAGUUGGCCGAGGGGGCCAAAAGGUGGUCAGAGCAUUUAGCUUCCCUAAAUGCCUUGGAGAGCUUCGAGGGGAAAGACGUAGGAGAAAAUCUGAUGAGCGCUGAGGGCAAGGAGCUCAGUGCUUUAGAAGCUGUAGAUAUGUGGUAUAAAGAAGUAGAAGACUAUAAUUUUGAAGACCCUGCUUUUAAUGCCAAAUGUGGACGCUUUACGCAGGUCGUUUGGGCGUCUUCUCGAGAGUUUGGUGCGGCAAGGUGUCUUGCCAGUGAUGGAACGCAGUAUAUUGUCGCGCGUUAUAAACCUGCAGGAAAUAUCCUGGGAGAGUUUAAGGAAAACGUUAAACCACCAAGAGAUCCCUCAAGUCGCCUGAAAAGACGAAGAUCGAGUGCCAGGAGACGGUCAAGGUCAGGAAUGCCUUCCACACCAGCUGAAAAAGGUACGUCUAACGUCGAGUAAGAGAAGGUCAAAACAUUGACGAUUGAUAACGUCAAGUCGAUAUUGCGCAAGCCGAUACCGUCAAAUCCCUACAGGAAUUCCAGGGGCUAUACGUUUUCAAGGUCUGUAGGGGCUUAGAAAAACAUAAGGGAAAUUAGCCUUUCAAACUCGACUAGGCUUAUAAUUAGGGGGAAAUUUGUGACAGGAAAUUGCCCAUUCCGUUACUAUUUGCAAUAUUUCUCCUUUUCAGGCGUGUUGAAUACUUCGUUCUCCUUUAAAAUGAACGGCUGAAAGAGUACCGUAAAAUUCCGAAACCGGCCUCUCCGAAUACAAGCCCCAAAUUUGAAAAGCACCAAAAAUUCCUGUAAUGAGGCUCUGCUUAGUUUAGCCCUCUGGGAUUUGACAAUUAAUCCCGAUACAUUUCGGAACUGAUACUAUUUCCCACGUCUUAAGGAAGUGUUAUGUGAGGUACCACUUCAUCGCUUUUACUGUAUUAUAAGACUAUGACGAAUUCUGUACGUGUUUCGAGAACGGAUUAUAUUUGAUGCAAAACUUAUUUUGCUUGCUUGUGCAUCUCUAGUCAUUCGAUGAAUUUUCAGUUGAUCUUUUAAUCUCUUUGAUACACAGAAAAAUUCAAAACAGAGUGCGUCAUUUCGCACAAUUACUACCGUACAUUUCACAGCGCACCGGCUCUUCGCUGGUCACCUCUCCUGGCUGCAGAGGCACAGAAUUAUGCCGAACGCCUGGCUAAAACGGAUUCCUUGACCCACAGCGGACAAAAGGACCGUGGGGAGAACCUGGCUUACACGUGGGAUAGUCCUCUCUCCGCACGGGCGGCAAUUGACAUGUGGUACGAUGAAGUGCAAGACUAUGACUUUGACAGCCCUGGCUUCAGUUCUGACACAGGGCAUUUUACACAGUUAGUCUGGGUGGGAACGGAGGAGUUCGGGAUGGGAAUGGUUGUAGCCCCUGACGGAAGAAAUAUAGUCGUUGGAAAGUACUUCCCGCCCGGCAACAUUGUUGGACAGUUCAAAGAAAAUGUUAGAUCAAGAGAAAUAGAGGGCAUUCCAUAAGCCGGACACUUUUUAAACUGCGCAGGAGAACGACAAAAUAAGAACGUGGCGAUCAAUCUAGCUCGUGAAAAAGUAAACUUGAGAGGAUACAUUAUGUCGCACUGUUUUCCGGCAAAUAAUUUUUAUUUUUAAAAGAACUUGUGAGGGAGUUUGUGCGAAUGGGAGUACAGAAUGUAACUUAAUUUUCAAAAACUGUCUAAUUUACUUUGUUAAUCCUUUGAAAUGAAAACCCUUUAAUUUAAAGGCGUCACAAUUUGUGUUGAUCGCAAGGAUUUUUCACACGAAAUAAGAUUUUCAGGGAAAGAUUAUUGUGCGCUGAAACAUGGCAAAUUACUUCUCAUGCGUUCACAAGAAUUCUCGAGACGGGAUAGAAAAAUAACAAACAGUAGAGUUUUGAAUGAGCUUGUUUUAUAGAGCUAUGUUUUGUUUUAAAUCGCUAUUUUUAUACUUUUUAUUUCCGCGGAUUUGUUGUUGUUAGCUUUCUGCAGAAAAAAGGUUCAGCAGGGGAGACUCGAGGAAAGGAUGUGUAGAAGCAUUAAUAGUUAUGACAAUAAUUGGUCAGACUCAUGCAAGGGUAUUAAUUAAUCAUAAAAACUAUUCAAGUAAGACAAAAUUGAGACAAUUGCUGCUCGGCUUCAACUCACCGAAAACGAAUGUUCAAGUAAAAACAAGACGUUCUGAAAAAGUACAACGAAGUUUAAAUUCCGCAGGCCAUAUUUGCUUUCCAUUUUAUACUUUUUGAAUUACUUGCUUUGUCAAAAGAGAUUGAUUAAUCGGUAUUUAAUAAUAGAUAGGUUGUUUAAAUUGACUGUUUAAAAUUCAGUAUUUAUCAGUGU
This is a messenger RNA of Porites lobata, 21970 nucleotides long. Lineage: Eukaryota; Metazoa; Cnidaria; Anthozoa; Scleractinia; Poritidae. The record is from the annotation of a GenBank genome assembly.